Coprinopsis cinerea okayama7#130 is the source of this 936-nucleotide messenger RNA. RefSeq lists its product as hypothetical. The transcript has 6 exons. Lineage: Eukaryota; Fungi; Basidiomycota; Agaricomycetes; Agaricales; Psathyrellaceae. Gene Ontology annotation, molecular function: protein binding. Bases 1 to 936 code for a protein of 311 amino acids. The record is from RefSeq and is a predicted model, not a curated record.
AUGCCCUCCAUGCCACGGCAGACCAUAUUCUUGACCCCCUCCAACUACAAGAAAACUUCAAUCAUUCCAAUUGGGACCGCUCGUUCUGGUCUCUGUAGCAUCUACUUCUCACCCGACGGACACUACCUAGCUGGUGCUACAGGCCGCAAGAUCAUCGUCUGGCAAUUACAAUCCGACAGAGGCGUCAAUGACAAUUGCAAAGAAAGAUGGACUCGUCACGUCGUUUAUUCCCUCGAACCUCAUGAUACCUCCAUCAUCACUUGUAUGGUGUGGGCAUUGGAUCAUAGCAUUGUUAUCGGCACGAGCACAGGCAACCUAUAUUUUAUUCAGCUGAGCUCAUCCGGGACGACGUUGGAGGGGUUUCAAGUCUCGAAUCACCCCAUUAAGUUCAUCGCUCUCAACAGCAACUCACAGCUCAUGGCAGUUGUCGCCGGCAAGCGCGAGGUCGGCAUUUGGGAAUUCUCGGCGACCAAAGAUUCUUGGCAAGGGUGCAUCUAUCUCCGCUCUCCUGAAGACUCUGUUGGCGCAAGCCGAGAGGUACUCGUCACUUCUGUGUCCUGGUGCAACUCGGAAGUUCCACUUCUCGUCGUUUCCUAUUUCCACCACGGCGUCUUGACGUGGAACCUCGCAGAUCUAGGCGUCGUUUCAAUUGUCAAGACCGAUGUCAUUGCCACUCUCUCCCCGGAUGGGCAAAUGAUGUCGAUCCCGAACGCAAAAGGGACUUUCGACUUGUACGAUCUGGAGCUGAAGGAGAAAGUGGCGACAUUGUAUGAUCCCGAUGAACCUGUGUCCCGUAACAGCAAGCCAGAGGCUCGCCCUGGAAGGUUCAUGUACGGCGGGUCCUGGUUCAUUGGCGGCAAUGGCACGAGCCUCAGAUUAUGGGAUGUAUCGAGCCAUCUCCCUGCUCAGCGACUUUGCUUAGUUGAAUCCAGGUGA